CUAAAGAAGACCAAUAAUGUUAUGUCAAAGUUUAGGCACAGUUUAAGUGUAACAUAAUUAACAACAUGUUUACACGGACGAAUAUGUAAACACGAAUAUCUUAUAGUAUAAAUUGGUGUGACCGUUGACCUUUGCCGCAACUGAUAAAAAGCCCUCAACAUUCAUUUAAGGAGAGCCUGCCUUCUCAAUUCCAUUUUCCCACAUCUCUCCUCUGACCCUUUUGACCUCUCUCUCUCUCUCUCUCGAUCUGUCCCCCACAUUGCCCCAUCUCUCCAUCCCUCAAUAAAACAGUAAAGGAGCAAAAGAGAGAUAGAGAGAGAAACUUAAAUUAAAUACCAAAGCCUUUGUGUUCCUCUGCAUUUACUCUAGAGAGAGUCCCUACCUGUAUGUGAGCUAUGCACCGUUCUAAUGACCAAUCAGUUCUCUUCUGCCUCAGUCUCUACAAUCGUACAAAUGCCAUAAAAACUCCAUAACCCUUUCUUAAAACCAUUGCUUCCUCAGUGAAGAAACAAAUAAGAAAAAAAGAAAAAGAAACCAUGCAGUCACAAGUUCUGCUCCUCCUCCUGUUCAUCCUCUGUUCUUCAUUCAUGUCCGGUUCAUGUCAACCCGGUAUCAACAACGAUCUUCAAACUCUCCUCGAGGUGAAGAAAUCUUUCGUCACGAAUCAAGAAGACGACGAUCCUCUCCAACAAUGGAACUCUGUUAACAUCAACUACUGUUCUUGGACCGGAGUCACAUGCGACGAUAUCGGUUUAUUCCGCGUAAUUGCUCUAAACCUCACCGGUUUAGAAUUAACCGGUUCAAUUUCACCUUGGUUUGGCCGGUUAGACAACCUAAUCCACCUUGAUCUAUCUUCCAACAAUCUAGUUGGUCCCAUCCCAACUGCUCUCUCCAACCUUACUUCCUUGGAGUCUCUGUUUCUCUUUUCCAACCAACUCACCGGCGAGAUUCCGAGUCAACUCGGCUCCCUCGUCAAUCUACGGUCGCUCAGGAUCGGAGACAAUGAGCUCGUCGGAGCCAUACCUGAGACGUUAGGGAACUUGGUUAACCUACAGAUGCUUGCACUUGCCUCUUGUAGACUCACCGGUCCUAUACCGAGUCAGCUCGGUCGACUCGUUCGGGUUCAGUCGUUGGUACUGCAAGAUAACUAUCUCGAAGGACCGAUUCCGGCGGAGUUAGGGAACUGCUCUGAUCUCACUGUGCUCACUGCGGCUGAGAACAUGCUCAACGGGACUAUACCAGCGGAGCUGGGACGGCUUGAGAACCUCGAGAUACUUAACCUGGCGAACAAUAGUCUCACCGGAGACAUACCGAGCCAACUCGGUGGAAUGAGCCAGCUCCAGUACCUUAACUUGAUGGCUAACCAGCUUCAAGGUGUUAUCCCAAAGAGUUUAGCUGAUCUACGGAAUCUUCAGACUCUUGAUUUAUCGGAGAAUCAUCUCACCGGAAAGAUACCUGAAGAGCUCUGGAACAUUAGUGGGCUUCUUGAUUUGGUUCUAGCAAACAAUCAUCUCUCGGGUUCUUUACCAAAGAGUAUAUGUUCGAACAACACAAGCUUGGAGCAACUGGUUCUGUCUGGAACUCAGCUUUCAGGUGAAAUCCCUGUGGAGUUAAGCAAAUGUCAAUCGCUUAAACAGCUCGAUUUGUCGAACAAUACUCUCGUUGGCACGAUCCCUGAAGCAUUGUUCCAACUAGUUGAACUCACGGAUCUUUACCUCCACAACAAUACCUUGGAUGGUACGUUAUCUCCUUCGGUAUCAAACCUCACCAAUCUACAGUGGCUUGUGUUGUAUCAUAAUAACUUGGAAGGCAAGUUACCAAAGGAGAUCAGCGCGCUGAAGAAAUUAGAGGUUCUGUAUCUUUACGAGAAUCGAUUCUCAGGGGAAAUCCCAAAAGAGAUUGGAAACUGCACAAGCUUGAAGAUGAUAGAUCUGUUCGGGAAUCAUUUCGAAGGAGAGAUUCCUUCUUCAAUAGGAAGAUUAAAGGAGCUUAACCUACUUCACUUGAGACAAAACGAGUUUGUGGGUGGCCUUCCCGCCAGUUUAGGUAACUGUCAUCACCUGAAGAUACUAGAUUUGGCGGAUAAUCAGCUCUUGGGAUCGAUUCCUUCGUCGUUCGGGUUCAUAAAGGGAUUGGAACAGUUGAUGCUUUACAACAAUUCUCUCCAGGGGAAUCUUCCUGAUUCACUUAUCAAUAUGAAGAACCUCACCAGAAUCAAUCUCUCUCACAACAUGCUCAAUGGUACCAUUCAUCCAUUGUGUGGUUCAAGCUCGUAUCUCUCAUUCGAUGUCACCAACAAUGGUUUUGAAGAUGAGAUUCCUCUGGAGCUAGGAAACUCUCCAAAUCUUGAUCGUCUCAGGUUAGGGAAGAAUCAAUUCACAGGAAGAAUCCCUUGGACGUUGGGGAAAAUCCGCGAGUUGUCUCUGUUGGAUAUCUCAAGCAAUUCUCUCACGGGAACCAUUCCGCUACAGCUCGUCUUGUGCAGGAAACUGACGCACAUCGAUCUCAAUAACAAUUUUCUUUCAGGUCCCUUACCUCCAUGGCUUGGAAAGCUUUCACAGUUGGGAGAGCUCAAGCUUUCUUCUAAUCAGUUUGUUGAGUCUUUACCUACUGAGCUGUUCAACUGUACAAAGCUGCUAGUGUUGUCUCUUGAUGGAAACUCCCUUAACGGGUCGAUCCCGCAGGCGAUUGGUAACUUGGGAGCUCUCAAUGUACUUAACCUCGAUAAAAACCAGUUUUCAGGCUCACUUCCUCAAGCUAUGGGAAAGCUCGGCAAGCUAUACGAGCUUCGGUUAUCAAGAAACAGCUUAACAGGAGAAAUCCCAGUUGAGAUUGGACAGCUUCAAGAUCUUCAAAGUGCUUUGGACCUCAGUUACAAUAACUUUACCGGAGAUAUACCUUCAACAAUUGGGACACUAUCAAAGCUGGAAACACUUGAUUUGUCUCACAAUCAGCUUACUGGGGAAGUUCCUGGCUCGGUAGGGGAUAUGAAGAGUUUGGGCUAUCUCAAUCUCUCUUUCAAUAACCUUGGAGGCAAACUCAAGAAGCAGUUCUCAAGAUGGCCAGCUGAUUCCUUCGUAGGCAACACAGGUCUCUGUGGAAGCCCUCUUAGUCGCUGCAACAGAGUUGUAAGUCACAACAAGCAACAGGGUCUUAGUGCCAGAUCAGUUGUGAUAAUAUCAGCAAUCUCAGCAUUGACAGCGAUUGGUUUGAUGAUACUUGUAAUCGCUCUUUUCUUCAAACAAAGGCAUGAUUUCUUCAAGAAAGUCCAGGAUGGAAGCACUGUGUACUCAUCUUCUAACUCUUCUUCACAAGCUACACACAAGCCUCUCUUUCGAAACGGAGCUUCAAAGUCAGAUAUCAAGUGGGAAGACAUUAUGGAAGCCACACAUAAUCUAAGCGAGGAGUUCAUGAUUGGAUCAGGAGGCUCUGGGAAGGUUUACAAGGCCGAGCUUGAGAAUGGUGAGACAGUUGCUGUGAAAAAGAUUCUCUGGAAAGAUGAUCUCAUGUCAAACAAGAGCUUCAGCAGAGAAGUUAAGACGCUUGGAACAAUCAGACAUAGACAUCUGGUUAAGCUAAUGGGUUACUGCAGCAGCAAGUCAGAAGGAUUGAAUCUGUUGAUAUAUGAGUACAUGAAGAAUGGAAGUGUUUGGGAUUGGCUUCAUGAGGAGAACCCGGUGAUCGAUAAAAAGAAGAAGCUUUUAGACUGGGAGGCAAGAUUGAGAAUAGCAGUAGGAUUGGCUCAAGGAGUAGAGUACCUUCAUCAUGACUGUGUUCCUCCAAUCGUUCACCGUGAUAUCAAAUCCAGUAAUGUGCUCCUGGAUUCAAACAUGGAAGCACAUUUAGGAGACUUUGGUCUUGCCAAGGUCUUAACUGAGAACUAUGAUACCAACACAGAUUCAAAUACCUGGUUUGCAUGCUCUUAUGGCUACAUCGCUCCAGAAUAUGCUUACUCGUUGAAGGCUACUGAGAAGAGUGAUGUUUACAGUAUGGGGAUAGUGUUGAUGGAAAUUGUGACUGGGAAAAUGCCAACCGACUCAGUGUUUGGUGCAGAGAUGGACAUGGUUAGAUGGGUUGAAACACAUCUUGAGAUAGCGGGUUCUGCGAGGGGUAAGCUCAUUGAUCCGAAGCUUAAACCACUUUUGCCAUUUGCGGAAGAUGCAGCUUAUCAAGUGCUUGAGAUUGCACUUCAGUGCACAAAAACUUCCCCCCAAGAGAGACCAUCUUCUAGACAAGCUUGUGAUAGUCUUCUCCAUGUCUACAACAACAGAACAGCCGGUUAUAAGAAGCUGUAAAAACUGAUACCAGCAAAUAAUGAUUUUGGAGACUUAAAAACUGUGAAUUUUAAUUUUCUUUUUGUUAUGAAAUUCUGUUUCUGCUUUGUAUAGAUACAUGCUUCAGUACAAAGAUUGUUUCAAACUUGAACCAUCUGUUACACAAACACAUACUGUCAUACAACUUGAACAAAAUUUUAAACAAAGUGAUUCUAAAAUUCUGUAUUCUCAAAGAAGAAGAUAAAAUGAUUGCAAGGUUUAUCAUUCACCAUUAUUAACCAGGUACAAACAGAUUCAGUUUGUGAAAACACAAAUCUUUAGGUUCAUAACCAAAAACGUUGAAUGAAAAGCACUCCAGAGCCGAAG
Molecule: messenger RNA, 4640 nt
Organism: Camelina sativa (false flax)
Lineage: Eukaryota; Viridiplantae; Streptophyta; Magnoliopsida; Brassicales; Brassicaceae
Product: LRR receptor-like serine/threonine-protein kinase GSO1
Biological process (GO): protein phosphorylation
Molecular function (GO): protein binding; ATP binding; protein kinase activity
Source: RefSeq, a predicted model, not a curated record